Molecule: messenger RNA, 781 nt
Organism: Rhododendron vialii
Lineage: Eukaryota; Viridiplantae; Streptophyta; Magnoliopsida; Ericales; Ericaceae
Product: protein BUNDLE SHEATH DEFECTIVE 2, chloroplastic
Exons: 2
Coding region: 5-487 (160 amino acids)
Source: RefSeq, a predicted model, not a curated record
GCCCAUGGGCCAUUCACAGGAAUUCCCUCCGCCACUCAAAAUUUCCAGUCUCCCAAUCUCUCUCUCUCUUACCGGUUAUCUGGACAGUACUUUCCGCCUGACAAUGGCGGGUGGUCGCGGCGGCGGGGUUCCACAGCCACUGCGCGUGUUAGCUUCAGCUGCUGCUGUACUUAUCGGUGGAUUUUUUACUCUCUCUCUAGCCUCCACCGCCACAAUCGGAGCCAUACAGGCUGUCACCGAGGCCAGACGGAGGAAAUUCGCUUUGCCUUGUGGGGUUUGCAAUGGAAUAGGGUUUUACAUUUGCAAAUUGUGCAAAGGGAAUUCAACAAUAGAGUGGUCGCCUACUUAUGACCCUCAAGUUAUAAAUCCAUGUCUUUGCCCUACUUGUGAUGGAGUCAGGUCUGUCACUUGUGGGUUAUAUCAUUAUUGUCUUCAAAAUUGUUUCCUAACAAUGUUGUUUCGGUUGUGUAGAUUUACAUUUGAUUGAGUUUUCUGAUUUCUGUUAUAGGGCGCAACGCUGUCUCAACUGUCUGGGAAAAGGUUACUAUUACUAACAAGUAAGAAUGACGAAUUGUUCAUGUUGAAUGUAAAUUGCUUUUGUUAUGCAAGUGUCCAAAUCUAGUGCCUGGUACUUGGGGAAUUUUCAAAAAGUUAGAAUAUCUUGUGGACGAGCAGUGGUAUCUCGGGGUACAUAUUUGCAGCAGAAGAUGUUUGUUCAUUGGAAUAUUCAAGAUAGUAUUGUAAGUUGUUGUGCAAUGUGAAGGUCCAUUUCUUAGAAAUA